CUUGCACAAACAGUGUAGUAGCUAUCGCUACUACUAGUGUCACAUAGUUAUGAUUAUAAAAAGUGUCAAUCUUGCGGAUGUUGUUUUUGUUGUUCGGACUCAGAUCAGAUCAGCUAUGUUUCUUUUCAACGUUUGAUAUCAAAACCUUUAUUGUUAUUCAUACCCUGGACAGCAACAGAAGCUGUUGACUGUCUUUCUUUGUGUUGUACCAGUGGAUAUACUAUGUUUGAUCAACAUUCAUCAACAUCUUUCGCGAUUAACUACAUGUUUCUCAAGUUGAAGAACCAUAAUCCGUCGAUUAAGAAAUAAUCAUCAUAAACAAUCAUCGAAAAUAGCAAUUAGACGUUUGAGAUAAUCAUCUUAUUUGCAAACUUGCGUGAUUCACCUCACGUGAGCACUUUGAAUAACUUAACCUCUACAUGCAACAGCUUUAAGAGGCUUAUGCAGGAUUUGUUUUGACUCAUUUCGUUAACCUUUGAUCGAUGUUUCCCGAUAUCGAUUGAUCGGUACAUUGAUGCUGUCGUCUGCUCGUACUCCCGUUUUGUUGGCGCGUAAAAGAGAGUGUACAGAAGAAUGUUUACGACAUUGAAGUACAUGAUUAUCCUGAUGGUGGUGCUACUCGAAUCGCAGGACAUCACGGCUUUGCCUCGUCUCCUUGCGGGAAAUAACCUAGAAGAUGAUAGUGACGAAGAGAACUCCAGACCAGUGAUACCAUGGAACUACAGAGCAGACAAAGGUCCUCACAAAUGGGGGCAGAUGUUCCCCUACCAGUGUGCCGGGUCGAUGCAGUCCCCCAUCGCUAUACAGACCAUCAACACGAAGAGGAAAGAGUGGGCCCCCCUGGAGCUGAAUGGGUACGGCGAUACCGACGGGAAAAGGAUGACUCUUACGAACCUCGGAACUACAGGUGGGUUAAUGUUGGCAGUGAUGCGAUCCAUGAAGCUGAUGAAGGGACGGCACAUCAAACUCUUAUUUAUUUAG
Messenger RNA from Strongylocentrotus purpuratus (purple sea urchin), 981 nucleotides. RefSeq lists its product as uncharacterized. Lineage: Eukaryota; Metazoa; Echinodermata; Echinoidea; Camarodonta; Strongylocentrotidae. The record is from RefSeq and is a predicted model, not a curated record. The transcript has 4 exons. The coding region runs from base 574 to 981 and encodes 135 amino acids.